AUGCUUCACAAUCACUGGCUCAUUUACCAGCUGUGUGGUUCUCAGCUGAUUCGCUUUAACCCAACUGUGUUGCUGAUGCAGAAUGAGGUCAACACGGCAAACAAAGUUCUAGUAACUAAUUCUCUUGAGGGAGUGACUGCAGAGUGGGGAAAGAGGAAGAAAAGAGUGGUGUUUGGAACAAACGCUGCUGCAGCAGACCGCUGCCUGGAGCCGAUGUCAGAGGGGGCCUGUUCAGAAUAUGUUCUGCUCUGGUACUUCCACCCUCGCUCAGGGGAAUGCAGGCCGUUUGUGUACGGGGGCUGCGGUGGCAACGGAAACCAAUUCCCCUCAAGACAGGAGUGCCAGAGUUGGUGUCGGAUGGAGAGGAGAGGUACGGAGCCCUGGAGAGGAAACUAGCAACCCACUGGGAG
Messenger RNA from Anoplopoma fimbria (sablefish), 410 nucleotides. RefSeq lists its product as uncharacterized. Gene Ontology annotation, molecular function: serine-type endopeptidase inhibitor activity. Bases 1 to 396 code for a protein of 131 amino acids. The record is from RefSeq and is a predicted model, not a curated record. The transcript has 5 exons. NCBI's taxonomy places the organism in Eukaryota, Metazoa, Chordata, Actinopteri, Perciformes, Anoplopomatidae.